Molecule: messenger RNA, 1614 nt
Organism: Debaryomyces tyrocola
Lineage: Eukaryota; Fungi; Ascomycota; Pichiomycetes; Serinales; Debaryomycetaceae
Source: the annotation of a GenBank genome assembly
AUGGCGUUCCACUUGAGUUUUAACUCAAUAUCUUUCAUUUUGAUGUUGGUGACAGUCGUUUUUUUGAUCUUGUCGUGUAUCACGUCACCCGUAACGUCGUUCAGUUUAGGUAGCACUUCAAGCUACAGGUAUGGGAUAUUUGGGUACUGCCAGAGCUCGGGAUCAUGCUCGAGUUCUAGUUAUCCCUAUGAGCUCAGUAAGAUUGAUAAAUCGGCUGGUUGGCUUUUGGCUCCUUCUACAAGAGAUACAUUGGCUAAGGUGUUCAUAGUUUGUCCUAUUGCUGCCGGGAUUUCGUUUAUUUGCUUAGUGUUUGUUUUGUUAUCCCACUUUUUGUCGACGGGGAUGAUUAUUUUGACACUUAUUUUGAAUAUUUUGAGUUUUAUCGCGACCGCUAUAAUUUGUGUUAUAGUGAUUAUUACAUUCCAUCCGUUUGUUGAGUGGGCAGCAUGGAUACUUGUGGGUGCUGCUGCUGCAAGUUUGAUUUCAGUCGCGUUAAUGAUUGCAACGUUAUUCCACAGAAGACCAAAUGUCGAUGAUGAUAAGGAUAGUGAGGAUGUUGAUCUUACUAAGUUUGACAAUGACUUUAAUACAGCUGGCGGAAUCACACUCACUAACCCUCAUGAUGAAACGAGCUCUCUUAGUAAGGAUUAUCAAUUCAAGGUCCAAAGACCACCCCAACAAAAUGUAAUGGGAUCCAGUGUGAGUAGCUCUAGUGUUUACGAAUCGCCUCAAUCAGCACACGAUUUUACCAUGCAAAACAAACAAUCUAGUGCAUCGCUUAACGCUGGUCAAGGUAAGAAACCAUACUACGACGAUACUGGUGUUAAUUUGGUGAAUGGUCCAAAUACCCCUAUUCAAACUAGACAACAGAUGGCUCCAAAUGUGGUACCGAAAAUUGCAACCCCAACCAUGAAUGACGCGCCUAUGUCUACCGUCCCGCAAUUGCCUUAUCCCUCCAAUAACUCUCCCUUGAAUAAGCCAGCUUAUAAUCCAACUGACUUAAGUGUCUUUGAGCAUCAUCCAGUUGUGGAAGGACAUAAACCUUUUACUGAACUCGCUGAUGAUGGUGGUACGAACCAACAUCAGUUUCAUAGAUCUGAUGAGUUGGAUUCAGAUGUGGAUUCAGAUUUUACAAGUGUCUCGCAAAGGGCUAUUAAUCCGAAAUAUAACCCUCAUCAAUUUGAGCAACCUUCCUAUGGACAGUACCCACAACUGCAACAUUAUCAACCCCUGUUUCAGCAAAAUCAAACAUCUAUGCCGCCACCAAAUCCCCAACAGCAAUAUUACUCUCCGCAACCACAAUUUUAUCCACAAGGUCAAGCACCAGGUGCUAGGGCUGCUCCUGUCCAAAAGAGGCCGACAGUGUCAGAUAAUGUUUUAUCAAAUAACCCAGAUUUUUCAUUGGGUUUAGGAGGAGCUAAACGUAAGGGAGGUUAUCCAAAUCGAUCUGCAGGUCCUAGGCCUCUUGGUAAUAUGCCUCCUGGUGGGAGACCUGUCGCUAACAGGCCUCCUCCUAACAGGUAUAAUCAACCACAGCUGUCUUUCCCUCAGCAAAACGCUAGAAUCAGUGACAGACCAACAGCUUCUAAAGACAGUCCAUAUGGAAUGAUCUGA